AUGAAAGAAGAGGACUUGGAAGAGCUUCAAAUGAUCGGUAGAUCCCGCUCCAACGAGGAGAGGAGUGAAUGUUCGUCGACCCGUAGGAAGCGCGAGAAGCAGGACACAGCCCGCACCACUGUCGACAACGACGAUGUGGAUUCCUUCUUUCAUGGAUCAAAUGGUGAUGACGGAGAAGAGGAGGAGGCUCCGAACGAAGAACUGGAGAACUUGGGCUGGGGUCGCGGAGUCGUAAAGGACUGGAAACGCACGGUUGGCACUUGGUGGUGGUACGAGAUGACUAACUUUGAACAAAAGACGAUCGCUGUUACGUUCUUCAUGUUCUUCGCCGCGAUUGCCCCCGCGAUCACCUUCGGGGCCAUCUACGAGAAGACCACGGGCCACUACAUUGGUGCCGUAGAGAUGCUCGCUGCAACUGCAUGGGUGGGCAUUGUCUAUGCCUUGAUCGGAGGCUCCCCCGUCAUGAUCAACGGAGGAACCGGGCCGAUCCUGGCCUUCUCUGGAGUGCUCUACAAGUUGUCAGGCAGCCUUGACGUUCCAUUUCUGACCCUCAGCGCUUGGACUGGACUCUGGGUCAUGCUUUUUAACGUGGUGGCUGCGUUUGUCAACCUGAAUCACUACAUUUUGCUCGCCACAAGGUUCACAGAUGAGAUCUUUGCCAUGCUGAUCUCGGUCAUCUUCAUCAUCAAUGCGCUUGGAAACCCUUUUGCUCCUGUGGGACUCUACUACUAUUUUGACCCCAAUCACACGUCUCACGAUGAUUAUGACAAUGAAUCCAGCUACUCAUACCUCUCAGUGGCAAUGUUCAGUGUCUUGAUUGCCAUCGGUACAACAGCGUUUGCAAUCUUCCUUAGGGGCAUCAAGUUCUCCAGAUUCCUGUGCAACCAAUGGUCCCGAUCCACAAUGUCCGAUUUCGCUGUGACCAUUGCAAUCUUUUGCUUCACUGCCCUUGACCACUUCGUCUUCUCAAGUGUACACACUGAAAAGCUCAAUGUCCCUGAUACGUUCGCCCCCACAUUCGCCUGCUGCGAUACUGCUUGCGACUCAUACUGGCCCACCGAUUGCCCUGAUCUUGAAGCCCCCCAUGGCCGCCGUCCUUGGUUGGUUGAUCUCUUUGAUCUCAACGGGCACACUUACGUUCCAUUCUUUGCCGCUAUUCCGGCAAUGCUAGCUUUCAUCCUGGUCUUCCUCGACGAUGGAAUCACUCUUCAUUUGAUCAACCACCCCAGUCACAAGCUUACUCACGGCGACGCGUAUAACCUCAAUACGCUUGUCAUUGGGCUAAUGGUUGGUGUCAACGCCAUGUUGGGGUUCCCAUGGCUCGUCGCAGCCACCGUCCGAUCUCUGAGCCAUCUCCAUGCCCUGGCAGAGAAGACGCAAGAUGGGAAGUUCCAAAGCGUCCUUGAGACUCGUCUUACGAAUCUCUUUGUUCAUGCUUUGAUUUUGGGAUCCAUCUUUGUUCUGCCAGUAUUGAAGCUAAUUCCAGUCCCUGUCCUUUACGGCGUCUUCUUGUACAUGGGGCUGACGUCUCUCAGUACCAACCAAUUCUGGGGUCGGUUCACCAUGAUGUUCAUGCAACCCUCGCGCCAUCCCAAAGGCCUACCCUAUACCGACCAUGUUUCACACAAGCGCAUGCACCUCUACACGGGCAUUCAACUUGCUUUGUUUGCCCUGCUGUACGUUAUCAAGAGCAUCAAAUCCAUUGCGAUAGCCUUUCCUGUUGUGAUUGCUCUCUGUAUCCCCAUUCGUCUGUACGUACUUCCCCGUCUCUUUGAAAAGCAAGAGCUGGUGUUCUUGGAUUCGGAAGAUGAUGAAAUUGAAGAAUGGAUUGGCAAGAUUGCCGUGGGUGAUGAUACUGAAGAACGCUCGGGAGAGGAUACUAUGCUUGAUUUCAUUGAACCUGAAGAGAAGCAACAUUUGGAAGAGAUGGUGAUGCAGGAGAUUGAUGACAGCGCUUGA
Messenger RNA from Seminavis robusta, 1959 nucleotides. NCBI's taxonomy places the organism in Eukaryota, Bacillariophyta, Bacillariophyceae, Naviculales, Naviculaceae. The record is from the annotation of a GenBank genome assembly.